Oxyura jamaicensis (ruddy duck) is the source of this 8092-nucleotide messenger RNA. RefSeq names its product Myb/SANT DNA binding domain containing 2 (gene MSANTD2). NCBI's taxonomy places the organism in Eukaryota, Metazoa, Chordata, Aves, Anseriformes, Anatidae. Bases 6180 to 7172 code for a protein of 330 amino acids. The transcript has 4 exons. The record is from RefSeq and is a predicted model, not a curated record.
CCCGGGCGGCGGGGGGGGGACCGCAGGAGGGCGGCGGCAUCUCCUGUCCCGGGGGCUCGGGGUCGUGCGGGUCCCACCCGGCUGCUCGCUUCUCCUCGCGCGGAGUCCCCCGGCAGCGUUGCAGGGUUGCGGGCGCCGCUGCGCCCUCCGGGUUCGGCCAUUGGGUUCCCCUCCCGUGGGCAGGUAGCGGCAGUCUCCUUAGGGCUCGGCUGCGGGAGGCCCGGUAGCCCCGCGGCAUCUUCCCGUGGGUGUGCCGGGCAGCCCUAGGUCUUUCUGCAGAGCCCAACGGCCCUGGGUGGGUUGGAUUAGUCCCCCGAUGCAUCCUCUAGUGGCCCUUGGCCACCGGUGGGGUGGCAUUGGCAGCCCUGUGGGAAAGGGAGCUUCCACAGUGCUGAGGAACAAUGUGGGUUCAGGUUGGCCCUGUUGAGUUUGUAGUCCCUCUGUGCUUGGGGUUCACCUCACAGAUGAGAAGCUCUCUCCGGGUUAUGGCCACACAGAGCAUGCUGCAAUCUCAGAAAGCUUCUCUGACAGUUGAGCCGUGUUACAGCUGCGUUUCCUUUGGUGGUAGGUUUUAGAGGGUUGACUUUCAAUCGCAGCAUUCCCUAGCAAAAAAGAAAAGGUUGGGCUCCAUCUGGGAGCAGCAACUCGGUGUGCCCUGCUUUUACAAAGAGAGCUGUGUGGAGGACCACAUAGUGGGGUGGAAGGGAUGGCGCAGGUCACGCGACAGGCAGGCAGCGGUGCCCUAGCAGUGCCCGUGGUCCAUGAGAACCGCUGUGGGUUUCAGUUCAUACGUGUGAAUGGAACUCAGCAAAUUAAAUGCUCUGAGUUCCCUCAAUUUUUUUUUUCUUUUCCCCUCUCAUGACCCAUCAGGUUUUCUGUGCAGUCACUUGAAAUGUUGAUUGAUUAAAAAGUAACAUCUUGUUAUCUCUUGUUACUGCUGGGGAUCAGCAAGGACGUUUGCUCCUCAGUGCCUUGUUUUAGCCACUAAAUACGGCUGUGCUGGUCCAUCGUGCCUGGAAUUGUCCAGGCACACACAUACCCAGGCUGUCUUUGAUUUGCAAAGUACAUGAAAUAAGGGACUCUGUAAUUGUGCAGUAUGGACAAAGAAGGCCAGUGGCGGUUACGUCUUGUAGGCAAUUACAUGUGCUGCUGAGCAUCCUGAGGGAUGCUCAGGAAUAAGCAAGAAGGGGACUCGCCUUCAACAUCCACCAUUCAUCUUUGGAAAGGUGGUUGAAAUGAAGCAAAGCCCCUUCCUAAGGAUGUUACGGUUUCUAAAUGUAUUUUCGUUUGUCUUCUCUUUGUCUCCGUGCAUUUGCUGCUUAGGGCUUAAUUCCCCAAACACAUCAAAAUGUUUUUGAGGGAAAUGUUGCUUUUAAGCAGAUGCUUCAUUCACUGCAAAACUUCACAAAGUCCCUUGUUUUCUGAGCAACUUCCAACGUAAAUAAUUUCUUCCACAAAACUGGGACACGCUGGGUUUUGCUAGAGUCCAAUGCAAGAUGGAAAAGGUACUUCAGGCAGUUUUCCUCAUCUGUAAGGCUCUGAUGGUUUCUAGUUGUUGCAGCAGCUCCUGCAGAGGUUGUUGAGGACUGCUACCUUAAUUCUGACUGUAGGCUCUGCAGGCAGUUGCCUCACGGGAUGCAAGGCGAGAGAAGCAAGGAGAAGCCUUGCUCCCAGAGCAGCCCAGAGCUGGCCGUCCUGGUCAUACGAUGCUUUUGCAGGAUGCUGGUCAGGGGCUGUGGCUGGUGGAAGAUCCCCUCUUCCCAGCAGUUGGCCGCUUUGCUGCAGGAGAGACUUUUCCACCAUUGAGAAGUGCUUCAGCAGAUUUGUUGUCAAUGAAAUGUUUAAGUUGCAAAGAAACCAUAAGUUGUGUUUUCAUAUGUAUGGAUCGAAGAGUUUAGAGGGAAUUAAAGACUACAAGGCUUUUACUUUUCAUGUUGCGGUAGCUUCAAGAGCGCCUCUCAAAAGAUCUGUCAAGCAUUUGUCUACAGAUGCUUCUAGAUCAAUGCACGGUGCAUCCGCACAGUCUGAAAUAACGUACCCCACAGCAUCUGGGUAAAAGGCUCGGCGUAAAGGGGCUGUCUGUUUUGCAUUGACGCGCUGUCCUGGACUACUCGGUCGUGGGCUUUCUGCCAGCACGGCCAGGUGAACAGCAGCAGUUUGACGUCAGCAGUGAAGGCUCCUCGUUGCAGGCUUUCAGCAUCUCGUGCGCGUCCUGGAGCAGGGAUUCUGUCUUACCCUGUGCCCGGUGGUGAGGUCCUGCUGGUGCCUGAGUUUUUGCAUGUCCUGGAUCCAUGCUGGUGUGAGGGUCUUGAUCGCUGCAGUCUUGGAGAUGCAAAAACAUUGUGAUGGUGGAACUUUAACAAAGCCUUCAGGCUUGCAGUAGGUUUUUCAAGAAUUGCUAUAAAAUGAGCACUCUUUGAAAGCUGAGUUUUUUGAGAGAGCCAAGAGUUGACAUUGUUGCGGGAAUUAUUGAAGUAGUUGCAGUAGCUGCUGCCAAUCCUAAAAUCCUGUUUUUUUGUAGAAUUCCGGGCAGAAUUGGCUGCUUGGCUCUUUCAUGCUCAACCGAGGGUGAAAAUCACUUCUGGAUGCAGAGUGGUUGAUGUUUGAAGGCGCUCUUAAGAUGGCGCGUGAAGACUUGAACUUGCUGCGGGAACAAGGGCAGGUCACAGGUACUUCAUAGUCUUAUGCUGUCAGUCGUCAGAGCUAAAAGCAGAGCCAAGGGCGAUGGUGAUGAAUGAGUGCUUAGUUGCAUCAUUCCACUUGCCUACUGUAGUCGUAAUGUUCCAUAUUUCCAUGACUUUAUAGGAUACUUUGACUUAAUGUCCCUCAAGGGAGAGUACUGUAAGUAUUUGCUGAUUGAUUACGAGUGUAAAUCAUGCUUAAAAUGUUUUGGACCCAACUUACCUUAUAAAUACAUUUUAGAUAAGAACUCUAUAUUGGCUUUCUUCAGGCCACCUAAUUCCUGGGCUCUGCCAAAUCUUGAAGAGUGAGUUAGAAAUGAGUGGAAAGGAAAAAGCGAACUCUGAAGAACAAAGUUUUCCAGUUCUCCAGUUGUAUCACAUAUAUGCGUUCUCUUCUAAUUCAAACAGGAUGUAAAGUAAGGUCCCAGUUCAGAUCUUGUCUGUUUCUUAACAUCUGCAUGUGCUUUUCUGCACAUAAGCAGUGCUGGCCUACAGUCUGGAAAUGAGGCCGCUGUUCAGUUUGGCCACUCCUGAGUGUCUGUUUCAAAUUUGGGGAUUCACAUGUAACAGUUCCAACAACUAUUCCUAGUUUAUUUCUGCAGAAAGAGACCUUGGGCCUGACUUCAUUGCUCUGAUGUGUGUGGACAAGUUAGCUCAGCGAUCAGGAACUGCAGAAGAACUGAAGCGUCCUGAUUUCUGCCGGUUGGGUUACCAGAAGCCAUGUUGUGCUCCAUAGUUUCCUCAUCCUGGCAUGCCAAGCUGUAUCCUUAAUCAUGAGAUGUUUGGUAAUAUGCUCCGACUGUUCCUACGACUGUGGUCUCACAGUUCUUGUUAAAGAAUUGUUUACUAAAACACAUGUGCUUUUCCUCCAGCCCUGCUCCUCUUUGCUAAGGAUGUUUGUACUCAGAAAUGAUAAUGAGGGAAUUAGCCUGGCUCAGCAUCUGUGUCCUGAAACUGGUCCCUCUACGCAGCGGUGUGGAGCAUCUUCAGCUCUUCAGUUUGACCUUAGAACUAUUUUUUAAAAGCAAAGGAAUGGGAUAUUUUGCAAAACCCUUCCCAGAUUUAUAUGCAGUCACCUCUGUUUUGUGCCCUUCACCUAGCAGUCAGUGAGUGCCAUUACUUCAGCCGGAGGGCAGGUUAGCUACUGACUGGGGUUGCAAAGGGCAGAGGCUGCCAACCGCAGAAAAAUGAGCUUUCACCUAAUGCUCUGAAGUUCCCAUAUGAUGGCCAAAAAAGCUGAUGUAUCCAAUAUGUAUGUUCUAUCAUUGCUUUCAGUCACAUAAUGCACUUGGACAUCGCCGUUUCAUCCUCUUCCAACCUCUGCAUAUGGCUGCAAUGUCCGGCAGAGGUGGAUGCUCUGGGGAAGUGCGGAUGAGCUCAGGCUUUAUGGUUGCCACUGGCCAGUGUGGUAUAGCAUGAGCCAUGCAAGUCAAGGACAAUUUUCAGGAGAUUUUUUAAAGGAUUGUUCUGUAAGUGCUUCAGCUGUUUUUCAGUACUGGAGCUUAUGCAGUUUUAAAUCUGCAGAAAAAUAAUUUGUUUCUGCCGUGUGCAUCUUUCUUCAUCAAAGGUGAAAUCAAAGACUUGCUGUCCUGACAGCGCUUCGUGUUCCAGUGCUAGAAGUUCACUGGCUGCAAUUGUAGCUAGCGACCCUCUCUCAAGCAAAGAGAAAUCACUCCUUAAAAGUUGCAGUUCAGCAGUUGGGAGACUGUUAAAAUGAAUUCAGGGUCAUUCUUAACGGGUCAUUUCUUCAGCUCCCAUGUAAAAUUGUGAAAAUAUGGGUUCUGCUUUUAUUUAGUCAGAGAUGCUGAGAUUUGUUUGCCUCUCCCAGCAGUGGGUGCCAAGUUGUUCAUUCAAAGAACAGACCUAGUAUCUAACUCUCAGCUGUGACAAUUCACAAGGUCUGCUGCUGAUGGCAAGCCUGCUGCCCUCAUGUUUGACUUUACGUGCACAGUGACCUGCCUGUCACCCUGGACAGGUGUCUGGGGAUUUCUGUUGGGUUGUGGUUGUCCGCAAAUAUGUGAUUUGUUUUGCAAAGAAAAAAAACACUGGUUCCAUGCUUUCACAUGGAGAAUGUAGGCACAGGGGAGAAGUGAACACCACUAACCCACAUGAAACAGGAUGGAAUGAAAAAUUACACUUGAAUAUCAGCUGUUCGUGUUCUUUUGCUUUAAGCUAUAAGUAAAACGAUGAUGACGGGCUUACUUUAAUGUGGCUGUGGUUUUUGCUGCUUUACAAUGUAAACAAUCUAUUUUAAAAUCUUUGUUGCAUGAAGUUGUUUUUAAGGAAAGAAAUGCUGUGCCAACCAGACUGUCUUAGAAGAGACUCCUGCAGUAAUCUAGUUUGACCUCCUGCAUGAUGCAGGAGAUUGAAUUUCAUCAUUGGGCUCAAUAACCUAAAGCAGGGGCUGUCUUUUAGUUUGAAGAUUUCAAAGGAUGGAGUAUCAGUACCUUUAGUAGCAGCACGUCCAGCUGAUUACCUUCAGAACAGCUUUGCCUUCUAUUAAUUUACAUGUUUUACCUUUGUCUUGUGUUUGUUACCUCCUCUCCUGUUAUCUCAGGCUGAGAUCCUUGUCCUUGUGGUUCUACUCACUGAGAUGUGCACGGGCAGUGUUCAGGUCACCUCUUGGUCUUUCUUUGGCUUAGAUUCAGAUGCCUUUAGUUUUCCAGGCUAGGUCAUUUCUUGCAGUUCCUGUUCUGAAUCCUCUGCAAGAACUCACUUCUUGCUGGAGAAUCUCACAGACCCCAGUAGGUAGGAGCAGCUUUCUGUUGACAUUUAUAAGCUGGAAAAAAAUACACUCUUCAGUGACAAAGAACAGAUUUAUUUGCUUUACUCCUUCUUGGAUGUAUUAUGGUACUGCAGUAGAGAAGCAUCUCUGGAAGAUGUGAGCAUCAUGUGGAGGGAACCUUCUUGCGUAGCAGCUGUAUCUGCCCACUUUGGCUGGGCCACUUGCUGUGGUGUAUUUGCAGAGUGGUGCUGUGCUCUUCUCGAUCUGUCUUGCUUUGCAUGUGCUGGAUAUCUUUACUGUCCAGUUGCUUCUGCUGUCUUUUUGGGAGUGAGGCACCAGAUUAUCCUGCUGACACACACAGCUGAGGCCAGGAACUCAUUGCAGAGGGACAAACUGGUUAAACUUCAUUUUUCCCCAUAGUCUUGUAGGUGGUGUAUUACCUUUACCGCUUGGUUCCCAUCUCACAACUUGGCUGGCAGAGAUGGAAGAGCCAAAAGCAUGGAGGAAGAAAAUCCAGUUGAUGUAACAGCUGGCAGAAGUUAGCCUGGGAAGCAGACCUGUUGCCAGAAUGCUGUCUCAAGCCAUUUAGGGAGACCCUUCGCAGGUGUUACAGCCGUGUGAAGGAGCAUGGUGUUGGGAAGAGAAAAAGCAGCUACACAUUUGAACAGCUGGAGCAGGUAUUUGGACAGGGAGGAUGGGAUUCCCAGCCCUGCCAGCCUGUCCUCAUUAACAGCAGUGGCUUGUACCAAGAGCUGGAGUCAGAUGGCAGCACGAUGGAAGAGUAUUCGCAGGAGGACUGGGGAAACCACAGUCAGGAUCUUCAUUGCUACCAGACUGGUGAACAGGAAUUGGAUGAAAUGCCUACCACAAAAAGAACAUUAAAGAUAAAACAGGAAUCUUCAGAAGACACUCAGAAGCGCGACGUGAUGCAGAACAUUAUGCAAAUCCUGGAGUCUGUCCAGUUGAAGUGGGAGCUGUUUCAGAGCUGGACAGACUUCUCCAGGCUACAUCUCUCUAACAAACUGGCCAUUUUUGGCAUCGGUUACAAUACGCGCUGGAAGGAGGACAUUCGCUACCACUACGCAGAGAUCAGCUCGCAGGUGCCCCUUGGCAAACGGCUCCGGGAGUAUUUCAACUCGGAGAAGCCAGAGGGCAGGGUUAUCAUGACCAGAGUACAGAAAAUGAACUGGAAAAAUGUUUACUACAAAUUCCUAGAGAUCACUAUUAGUGAAGCAAGGUGCCUCGAGCUGCACAUGGAGAUUGACUGGAUACCCAUUGCUCACUCCAAGCCAACGGGAGGAAAUAUCGUUCAGUAUUUAUUACCAGGAGGCAUCCCCAAAAGCCCGGGCUUGUAUGCCAUUGGGUAUGAAGAGUGUCAUGAGAAGCCCCACUCGCCUCUCACGGAGCACCGAGGCCCCGAUCCUGGCAAUGAGACUCAAGGGGAGCUGGAGGUGCCAUCACCGCAGGCCUCUCUCCGGGUGGAGAUGGAAUCUGCCCGAAUUAUCUACUGUUACCUUGGCAUUGCCGAGGUCAGGACUCUCCAGCAGUGCCUGUUUUUACAUUUUCAGGCAAACACCAAAACCUUCAGCAAAGAGUGGGUUGGGAUCAAUGCGUUUUUAUCUCAGAACUGCAUUGUAGAGCCCGGUGUCUCACCAAAAUCCAUCUACAUCAAAUUUGUGGAAGUGGAGAGGGAUUUUCUUUCUGCUGGCUCUUUGGUAGAGUGCCUGGAAAAAGCCAUUGGAUACCCCUUAAAAUUUAACAACUGAAUCUCGUCCUUCAUAAGGAUUAGGGCUUCUGCCUGUUUCCAUCUCACUACCAGACGUUUUCAGAUCCUGUCUGUUCACAGCCGAGCAAGUAAGACUUUCCACUUGAAACGCGUUUCAGAGGGAAAGAUGCUUGCGGGCGGUUUCAAAGAGCUCGCCCCAGGCGUGCGGGACAGCCGUCGACCAGCCGGCUCUGCACCGAGCAGCGCUGCGAUGAGAGCCCUGUACAUGAAAUGACUGUAGGUACAUUCCACAUCGGACUGAGCGUAUGCUUGGCGUUUCAUACGAAAAGCUGUUUUUCCACUAUGUCUCAUUUUUACACAUCCGUCUCUAAGUGUUAUUACAGAUCUGAAUAAAUAAGCAAUAGAUAAUGGCAAGUUAAACCUUGAAUCACAUUAAAUGAGACUGUUUUUCAAAGCCACCCUAGAUACUAUUGUAUAUAAUUUAGAAUUUCACAUUUUUUCACCCAUCAAGUGUUCUCCUAUCCAAACAGUGUUGCCUGCAAAGACUUUUGUUUCUGUGAUGUAUUCCACUUUACUAGUAGUGUUGCCAUAUCUGCUUUUAUUUUAUUUUAUUUUAUUUUUAACAUUAAAAUAAUUCCUGGGCUUUUAUUUUUUAUUUUUAUUGAGUUCUAUUUAGCCUCUGUGAGAAUAACCUGGCAGCUGGGAAACAUUUUGUCAAACCAUGCUUAUGGAUACAAUCAAAGCUGUGAGAACUGGGGUGGGGGGAAAGGGGUGGGUGGGUCGGGGGGCACGUGGGCCGGGAGGAAGCAUUUAAAGCCUUUUCAGAAGUGUUACUAUAUAAGCCCCAUUACUUUGCUGGCUGGUGCUGGCGUUUUGGUUUUUCUAAAGCUCAUUGAUCAGUGACGUUGUGACAUACAAUGAAUGUGUCGGUCCUAAUAAAAUCAAGCAAAUGCGCACGGA